Molecule: messenger RNA, 8208 nt
Organism: Mya arenaria
Lineage: Eukaryota; Metazoa; Mollusca; Bivalvia; Myida; Myidae
Exons: 50
Coding region: 85-8208 (2707 amino acids)
Source: RefSeq, a predicted model, not a curated record
UUGAUACAAAAUUACAACCUUGGCAAAUGGAAAACAGAAUGUCCUUCGGUGGACGACUUAGACCUCACUUCUCUACCACAAACGAUGUCAUGUACACUCCGAGCCGACUGUCUGUCAAUCGCCUGCUGCAUGAAAUCCGAUUUAAUGGGAAAGUUUGUUUACUAUGCUGCUUCACUGGAUUACUGCAAACGAGAGCUAACAGUUCAGAUUGAAAAUAUGAAACGUAUAUUUUCAGUGUAUGACUAUAACUUUGGUUCUGCAAUGAGUAUAUCCAUUUACUCAGCUCUACGUUUGAGAUGGACAAUGUGGAAUUUGGUAUUAACACACCAGAUUUCUUUGAAUAUGCAUGUCAUGGAAUGUUUUGAAAACGACGGACCUUGUGACCAGGUCGUUUCCGUGGCAACGCGGUUAAAAUUGCCUUUGCCAGAUUGUACUGCAGCACAGGAGUUCUACACGCCCGACUUUAGCUUAAGUAGCUGGAAAAUCGACCAUGGAAUCACAGGGAACAUAUUCACAGAUUCACAGAAAAUGUUACUUCAAAGAGAUCUUGGACUAGUUCGUCAUAUGAAUGAUGAAACUUGCGUCGUCCAAGGCGAGGAGCAGGGUUACGAAUACGGAUGGAUAUCGGAAUGCGCUUUAGACUUAGACUUGGCAAAUAUCACGGAGCAAUACAAUAUAUCCUGCAAGAUUCAAUCUUCAUGCUCACAAAUACUUUGCUGCCUGUACGUUCCAGAGAUGGACAUGUCUUUUAAUGCAUUAUUCGAUUUGAAACCUUGUCAUUUAUCGCUAAAAGCUGGAUUUGAAAAGAUGACAACGGAAAUGAUUAUCAGAGAAAUAUCAGGCACGGAAACGGUCCAAAGUCUGAACAGUGUACUAUAUAUGAGUUCAAAAGUGACCGAAAGAGAAGACGAGCUUCAAAUGGAAUGGACGGUCAGGGUUUGUGUAGAAGAUAAGUUUGAUUGUACCCGUCAAAUUCAACUUCUUGAAAAUGUCUUUAUUCCAAAUCCUGAUUGUUGGUCGGAGCCAAUUUUCAAAAACCAAGAAUUUUCCCUGCAAAGCUGGUUGGGUAUCAACAAUGUUACAUUAGAAGAAAUGCUCGAAGAACAUCACGAUCAGCUGGCUGUAGACUUAGGUCUUGUUAACAUUCUCUCGUCCCCAAUGUGCAACAUUACAACUACAAUGAAAGAAAUUGAAUUGGAGUUCAUCAACUCAAGUACAUCUAUUUACGACCAAUCGUGUGUACGAUCAUCGACCGGUGAAUAUAUGGCCUGCUGUGUGUACUCAGACGAACUUGACCGUUACCUUUGGGCCUCUUUUACGAUCGACCCCUGUCGUUAUCAAAUACUUGCUGAGGUGGAAAAUAUUGCAUACAAUAUAAACAUGCUGGACUAUAUUUGGGGAACUCGUCAUGAAAUAUCAAUGAAAGGUGUUUGGAGCAUCAGGUUUCUUAUUUACAAUGUACAAACAAACAUCGAGUUUUCAUUAGACGUGGAUGUCAGCCUUUGUUUUGAGGAUGGAACCUGUAAUGGAACGUUUUUCUUGGCAACGGAUUUGCGAGUGCCGUAUACAAAUUGCACAAAUACCACUCAGCCAUACCAAGACAUCUCAUACGAUUUCUGGCUUCGCGAGGAAUGCUCUGCAUCUACAACAUCCACAAUAUGCAUGUCAGUUCGUCUUCCAAAUAUCACCAAGGAGAUGUGUGUCAUUGAUGACGAUUGUAAUGGUUUAACUUGUUGUGUAGAAUUGUAUCUGGGAGAUGUAACACGAAAUUUUAUGUUUUCCAUUCGGUCUGAUUGUAAUGGAGCUGUGCUGAAUUUUAGUAUUGAACGGAAAUCUUGGCAAACAGAUAUUCAGUCGAAGCCAGCAUAUAUACACCAAAACAUAAAAGACGCCAUUUUUUUGGACAUAACAGUGGAUAAUGACUCUCCGACUACGAUAAAAGUAUCCUUCAACCUGACCUUGUGUGAAAGAAAAUCUGAAGAAAUAUCAUGUGCUGCAUUGCAAUAUCUUGUCGAUCAACGUCUUGGUAUACACUGUACAAUGAGAAAACGGCGUAAAAGAAGUGUGCUUCCAGAGGAGAUGAGCAUCGAAGCCAUUAAACUGAAUCUUAAAGAAUUGCUUGAGAAGGGAUCUUCGAACGAAGAAAUACAAUCUUAUAUUGAUGCACUUCAGAUUGCCCAGAAUGCAGAAAAAUCUAAAAAUAUGGCACCAGAAGAUGCCGAAGUUUUGGAUUCAACAAUUAAGCAGACGAUGAAAGCACUUGGCUCGAACAACCCAGAAACAAUCAAACAUCAACCUGUUCCUCAGGGAGGUUUCACAUUUUCGCUCGAAGUAGGAGGCGCAGAGAAAAUCGUGAUAAUGCUAGGCGAACCAAAUUCAACGAUUAGCAGGGCAAAUCAAUUAUUCAUUGUCGGAAAAGGACUGUCGAAGCUUGGUACAGACCUUCUUGGCGCACAACUGGCCAAUAUGACAAUCAGUGAUAUUCAAUCCUUGCUGCACACAAGAAAAGUUGAUCCAUUCGAAGUUUGCAAUAUAGUUAAAGACUUUAUAGAUCUAGCAAGAGUAUUGUAUUCAGAAGUUAUGGAGAAGAUAGUCUCGGGAAGUGUAAACAAUAUUUUUGAAUCAUUUGAACUUACUUUAAAAGGGACAUUUAGUUUUCCAAGGAAACAAAUAAAGUUCUUCCCAGAACCUUUUGUUCACGUUAUACCUCUUGGUGGAGUUUUGUCAAUUACCCUUGAAUUCGAUGCCUGGGGGUUUUACGGAUUAGACAUCGGUUGGCAGGCAAAGAUAAUUAGCAGAACAGCUGGAGCAACUUUAGUCCCAUAUGCCGGUUUAUCAACAUAUUUUAAAGCCAGUUUGGGAUUCCUAUUGUACGGAGAACUGUUACUUGAAGGAGAAAUUUGUAAUAUAGGCUUUCCUUCUGCUGCAGAAAUAGGAUUUUCAAAGUUUCCACUUGACGUAGGGAUAACGAUGGAUCUUGAGAUAAGGCCUUUGAAACUUGAAUUGUUUGGUCUUGUUACAUUGGAAGUGGACCUGUUGUUCGACACAUAUGAGAAAACGUUGUUCAAAAAGAGGAUCUGGAUUUAUGAAAUGCCUAAAAUAACAAAGCGUGUGGUAGACGAAUCCACGAAGGAAAAAGAUGCCAGUCCGCCGAUUUUUUCACCAGUUGUGUCUAAAACGAAUUCAAGAACUGCGCGAGCAACGACAGAGUGUGUUUUACGACAAAUUGUAAACAGAGACUACACUGAGCCAGCAUUUGAAAUAUCUGUACAAGCAGCAGAUGACAAAAGCAACGUAGAGUUCUUUUUAGAUGUCGGCUCAUUUCCAGGAGGAAAUGAUAUUGUGUCCAACAUGCAACUAGGUGGUUCAGAAACAGUGGUAAAAACGGAAAGCAACGAGUUUCCAUCUGGUGUCCCUCUUUACUUUAUUAUGUUUGCGGAAAACAGCGCUGGAUCCAGAAGUUUUAUCAAUUGUCAGCUAUCUACUUAUGAUAGCACUCCACCGACUGGUCGUUUGAAUGUGGAAUUUACAUCAACUAGUAACCCUAACAUUAUUCGAGCAACAAUAUUAGUUCAUGAUGACUCGGUAAUUUCCGAAACGUUCGUCGCAAUUGGAUUUGGACAAGGACAAUACGGUGAUCAGUUACUUUCAUGGGAACAUCUGAAGUUAAAAGAAAUCACUAACAGAAAACGUGGAACUCAGCCGUUGGAUGAAUUCACACAGUCACAGGAAGGAAAACUUGUCACUUCUCCAAUCAUUUCCUUAAUUACGGUAACUGCCUCUGAUUGUGCAGAAGAAUGCCUUAAAAUAUCGCCAUGUCACAGUUUCAACUACGACUAUGGCCUAACAAUGGCAUGUGAACUGUUACCAUCAAUAAGGCAUUUCGAUGAAUCUUUGUACACGGAGUCGCAGUUUCAUUUCUUCGAAAGAUUGUCCAGUGGCCAGUUUGUUGACAUAAGUUAUGACUCCUUUGAUAUGCGACACAAUACGCUUCACUACGUCAACCUAGACGUAACGAAUGUCCUUGGGUAUAGAUCAGUGAUUCACAGUCAGGGGAUACUGACAGAUUUCUCAUGCCCCGAACCAGGGCUUAUAAUAAAUGGAUCGUUGGAUAUCUUAAGCUUUGUCAAUUGUCGAACGCUAGUUCCAUUCGACAGACUGGACCUUUCCCGAUAUUGCACCGACCAGCCCGCAGUUUUUCAUAAUCAUCGAACCGUUAUCGACGGACCAGGUUCAAGGACUGUGUUUAAUGGCGAUAAUCCUAUGACCGAAACAUUGUAUUCAAGGAGUGAUAACUACAUAGCGGCCAACUGGGAUGGAAUCCAUGACAAUGAAACAGGCAUUUUGGUCUACACAUGGUUUGUUGGAAGAAAUAUUUGCGAGGAUUCUAUUCAUCCUGAUGUUGACCCACAUAAACAACUACUGCAUGAAUCACACUGGCGAAACAUCGGAAUUAUAUCUUCUUCGUCGUCAAACAAGAACAUAUUUCCACUGCCAUCUGGAGGAUACUAUGUCACUGUACGAGCUAUGAACAAAGUUCACUUCGGAGGGUUCCUAGGAACGACAAUUUGCCAUUCGAUACCUUAUAUUAUCGACAUAACGAGUCCACUCAUUUAUGAGAUUUACAACAUUAAAUACCACGAGGACAUAUUUCUGGUGUCAGCGGAUCAUAACUCGACAGACGAAGAAUCAGGCAUUGCAUACUUGGACGCUUGUCUUGGGAGCAAUCCAAGAAGUUGCGAUAUUAUGAGUUGGUGGCGUAGCCCGAUAUUGACAUUAGUACAGUUUACAUUCAAAGUUCCUGACGGAAUACCAGCUUGGCUAAGACUUCGUGCCACAAAUAAUGUUGAUCUUCAUGUGGUGGAAAGGGCAAACAGAGCCAUUCUUCUAGAUUCGAGUCCACCGAUAGCAGGUGUAGUCAAUGAUGGUGAAAUAUACGCUGAAGACUUGCAGUUUACAAAGUAUUCUGAUAAGGUGUGUACGAACUGGCACGAUUUCCACGAUCCUGAAUCAGGAAUUUCAAAAUAUGAAAUAGGUGUCGGAUCCAAACCUGGAAGUUUGGAUGUUGUUGGUUUGGAAGGUGUAAAAUACUACGAAAGCUUUUAUUGUUUUGAACUUCGAGAAAAUGAGACUUUAGUACAUGAUAACAUUUAUUUCAUCACGUUAUGGGCAUCUAAUGCUGCAACAAAUAUGAAGAACGUGUCCAAGUCUUCAGACGGAGUGAGAGUAGACUUGACAAAACCUUUACCAGGCUAUGUUGUCGAUGGUAAUUUCCCAAAUUUAAAAGACAAAAAAUACAGCCACUCGAAAUCAUCAGUACAGGUACAAUGGAACAAUUUCCAUGAUCCCGAAUCAGGUAUAAGAAGCUAUUCUACAUCAGUGGAAAGAAACAGAGGUGGUCAAACAUACGUUGUUAAAACGGAACAAGACAUCGAUGCUACGUCGACGUUUGCAGCUUGGAAGAAUUUGAAUCUCAAACAUCUUGAUUACAUUCGAUCGACAAUUAUAGCUAUAAAUGGGGCUUUGAACGAUAUAUCAAAUUCCACAGACGGUAUUUUAAUAGACUUAACUACACCAACUUCAAAAUUUAUAUAUGACGGAACAUCACUUGGAGCAGAUAUCCGAUUUCAGAGCUCGCUUGAAGAGUUGUCCGUGAAUUUUGAAGUGCAAGAUGAAGACUCUGGUAUUGUCGAGUUGAAAGCUCAAAUUCAUAUCGAAAACCAAGGUUCUACAAAACAAUUUUAUCCGGAAAACGGUGGAUGGAUUUUGCUUGAAAACACCGAAAAAACUGUCUUUACGAAGAAAAACCUACAACUGUCUCUUGGAUCCAAGUACAAGUUUAGACUUGAAGCAAUCAAUGGUGCAGGACUCACGGCAACGUUUGAAUCUGAUGGAGUGCUAACAGACAAUACUCCGCCUGAACUUGAACAUCUAGAAGUUGGAGUUCUAAGUGGAGAUGAUGAAGAAAUCGUCUUUGGAUACGUUUGGCAGGCUGAUCACGAUGGCAUAAAGGCCUCAUGGGUAUCAAGUGACCAUGAGUCGGGAAUCACAAGUGUCCGAUUUGCUGUUGGCACAACGGCAGGGUCAGACGAUGUCUUUGGGUGGACAAAACAGGAGCAGUAUUCAAAUGAUGCAUAUCUACCUUGUUUGCUUAUGGACACUGCUUUGUCUGAUAGCAACAAUUACUUUCCUGUGUAUUACGUAUCACUUUCGACAAGAAAUGGUGCUGGCUCGUGGAGUACAGUUAAAACAUCUACUCCUGUCGUUGUAGUACCGGAAGAUGUCACGGGUAUAUCUGUUGACGGUCCAAAGGAGGGCCUUUCAAACGACAUUGAUUAUCAGAGUGAUAUGCAUACCGUAACAAUAAGUUUUAGUGGAUUUGAAAGUUCUCUGCAUGGGAUACAAACAUAUGAUUGGGCAAUAGGAACUAUUCCACAAGGAGAAGAUGUUCAACCGUACCUAGAAUAUGCGAUUAGACAUUCAGAGACAGAAGUGUCAGACCAUCAUGGAUUAGAAAACGCAGGACAGGCCCAAGUUACAGUUGAUAUCUCACCAAACAAAACCUACUAUUCUACACUCAGAGCAAUAACAAAUGCUGGAAAUGUUUUGCAAACGACAACUGAUGGUUUUAUUGUUGACACCACAGCCCCAAAUAUAAGUAUCGUAACUUUGGGUUCAGAGUCCAUGGAAAGUGGAAAGUCGGCAUUUCAAAUAGACGAAACAGCUUUACCUGGAUCAUGGUCUUACCAUGAUGUUGAAAUUCACGAUGCCAAUAACGUAGACAAUAUAUUACAUACGACAUUUUCCAUGGGUUCUUACCCGUUUGCAACAGAUGUCGCUAACAUCAAAUAUCUCAACGCGUCUGUUGAUGGAACGUCUUCUAUUAUCGAUGAAAGUGUAUUGCCGGCGUUACAAGGUAUACCGAAUAUUCUCUCUGUGACGGUGACAAAUAAAGCCAACAUAACCGCCAAAGCCUACUCACAGUCACUAAUUCAAGACAACACAGAACCCGAAACUGGGAUUGUGAAAUGCCAUGAAUAUAUCCAAAGCCACUUCAACGUAACAUGCGAGUGGUCAGGAUUUGCUGAUGUCCAAAGCAAAGUUGAUAGAUUCUACAUACUUUUUGGUUUUCGAGAAGGUUUUGACGACCUAGCUCCUGCUUAUGAAUUAUCAGGAGAUAUUCACAGCUAUGUCACUUCAGUAUUACCUGUGAGCCAUGCAGAUAUUUUUUAUGCAACUGUCAUUGCCGAGAAUUCCGUUGGAUUACAAGUCCGUGCGUAUUCCGCUCCAAUAUCAGUAGACAAUACUCCGCCAGUUUCGGGUGUUGUUGUUGAGUUGAAAAGUGCGUCAUACAUAGAUCCAAACGAUCAUGAGAAAACUGUGCAAUCUACUAAAAUGGCAUGUGAAAGUCCUUCUGAAUGUAAUAUGGUAGAUGCCGUUUGUCAAGAGACAAUGAACACUAUACGGGCUGCAUGGUCGCCAUUUACUGACGCCGAAUCCGGAAUAAAAAGCCUGCUGAUCGCUGUAGGGACAAUACCCGGUGGUGGACAAUUAAGGCCGUUUUUUCCAAUACCAAAUUCAGCACAAAACUUUCAGAUAACGGGCAUCGACCUGUAUGGCAAGAGAGAGAUAUUUGUGACGAUUAAAGCCGAAAACAAUGCCGGGAAAGCUGCAAGUGUUAUUUCUAACGGCGUCUAUCUCUCAUACCUGAGCCAAGGGAAGCCUCCCUUGUAUCAUAUUGGCGUAUAUGAUAGCCAUCAGCAUGCGAUAGGGGAUAUCGAUUACCAAGUAGAGACAUCAUCUCUGGAAGCCAAAUGGGAUGUGUCUGGUGACCCAUGUCCGGUCAUUAAAUAUAAAUGGGCAAUAGAAUCUACUGACGGAAGGGUUAUACAAAACUUCACGGACAUGUAUACGUCAACGCAUGGAGUGAACGAUCAACUUGAUCUCAAAGAAGGUGAAAGAUAUUACAGUUUACUGCGUGUGACCAAUGCCAUUGGUUAUUCUUACACUUUGCGAUCUAACGGCGUUACUGUCAGUUCCGACGUUCUUAUACCGGGAGAGGUUUAUGACGGUGCUAUACAAGGCUACGAUUUAACCGUGCAGCGAUCCCGAACGAACGUUUCAGCUAAUUGGGAUGCAUUCGGCAAAGUCAAAUCAGCCUUAGAGGGUCAGCUUGAAACAGGUUAUAUGAUGAAACCAGGGACUUGA